GUUGGAUCCGGUCUGCUGACGUGUCGGCUCCGUCUGCUCAGUGCGCAUGCUCCGUCUGCCUCAGCUGCUGCAGAAUCAACAAAACUGCCAGCAUGGCAGCCAAACACUUCUACAAACAGGGCUUUUUAUUACUUUUAUUUAAUUUUAUCUCCACCGCAGCCUUGGAGAAAAGGUUCUCGGACCUGAAGAGAUGCGCCGAUGAGGAGUGCAGCAGUAAGUGUUCCUGGUUUUUGAGGAUCUUUGGACUUUAGGAUGCAGCAGCAGCAGCAGCUUCUUCCCAACAUCCCGAUAAGAGAGCUAACCAUAAACGGAACCUUAUCUCUGGACCUGUUUCAGGUCGAUCCCUGUGACCUGGAUGACCUGAUGAGGUUCUAGUUCUGAUGCUGUUGGUGUUGUUGACCCUCCUCAGGAUCAUGUUUCUAGUCUAGAAGGUUCUUGCAUUGUUUUGGCCGGUGUCCUGCAUCUCCGGCCUCAGACUGAGGGGCUAAUGUUAGCAGCUAAUUAGCCACAGCCGGUCAUAAUCAUUAACCUAAACUAUAAUUAACCUGAUAAACAAGGAAAAGACUCGUUAACUCUGUUGUUUUAGCUUUAGUUGGAGUUUUAACCGUAAUGUUAAUACUGAAUAACAUGAGCCUAGAUUACAGUUAUACGAGAUUAACUGAUAAGAGCUUGAGAUUAAACCUUAUUUGUAGGUUAUUUAGAGGAGAAUUAAAGUGACUCACUGAAUCAAAAAUACUUAAAUAAUCCACAGGGGGAUUAAUACAAAAACUCCGGUGCAAAUAAGCUAGAAUGGGGAGGUAAAUAAUAGAUAAAAUAAGUACAAAAUAAAGAGAAAAAAUUGAUAAAAUAAGUAAAAAAUAAAGAGAAAAAAUAGAUAAAAUAAGUAAAAACAAAGAGAUAAAUAGAUAAAAUAAAUUUAAAAAAAUAAAUAGAUUAAAUAAGUAAAGAGAAACAUGAAUAAAAUAAGUAAAAAAUGAAGAGAAAAAUAGAUAAAGUAAAAAUAAGGAGAUCAAUAGAUAAAAAGUAAAAAAUAAAGAGAAAAACAGAUAAAAUAAGUAGAAAGUAAAGAGAUAAAAUAAGUUAAAAAAAGAGAUAAUUUACGAGUAUGUACACUUUAUACAACACAAAAUAGUAAAAUAAUAAAAUGAUGUUUAGACAUGCUAACACUCCUGUACUCCAUAACUUAAUGUAAGUUAACUCAGGUCCAGUCUGAGGGGUCUGUACUACAGCUGUUAUUAUGAAAUAUAAACAAUUCCUCUGUGAAUGAUAGGAAGUUGUUUUAUUGACCACCUGUAACCAGGAAAAGUCAAUUAAGAGCCAUAAAACUGUGAAGAUAAGGCUCAAUAACACACAGACGACGAGUGAAGCUUUGUCUCAUUACCUGAACAGGUAAAAAGAGUGGAAACAGUUAUAAACAAUACUUAUAACGUUAAGAGGUUUUAUCUAGUGUUGUGCAUAAAUGGCUAUUAAUAUAAAGAGUAAUGUCUAUAAAUUCUCAAUCAAUAACCAAGAAUUGAUUUUUUUACCAGAUUUCCAAGUGUGAGUACUCGCUCAUUUUUAUGUCUUUCGCGUUCAGUUGAAUAGAGAAAAAUGUCAUAUUUAGAGUAAUAUAUGUAUGCAGAUACCAAACCAUCUUGAGUAUAUAACAUGACUUAACAGUGAACAAGAACAACCUUGUAUGUGAAACCGUAUCUUGUCUCAGUAAUGCCUCAUAUAUUUGUCUUUCACAGUGCUGCUGGUCCGAGGGAAAGCUCUGAAGGACUUCUCUGGACCCGACUGUCGGUUCCUGAAAGUCAAACAGUCAGAAACUAUAUAUGUUUACUACAAACUGUCAGGAAGAAGGCCUGGCAUAUGGGCAGGAAGUGUAAGUGGACCAUGAACAUGUUUGAUUUUUGUAAUGUUGAAGUUUAUCUAUGAACGCAUAAUCCUGAACACUGUCUCUGUAAAUCUGUUGACAGAUUGGGACUAGCUUUGGAUAUUUCCCAAGUGAUCUUCUUGCAGUAAAUCACAUUUAUACAGAGAAAGAAAUCGAAGUAGCUGCAGAGGUAUGAACAUGUCUUUUUUUAAACGUAAUGUGACUAAAAAUUCAACUUUCAAAGAUCAACUUUCUGAAAAUCUUUCUCUUUUCUAUUUCAGGAAACAGAUUUUGUCUGUUUCGACACCGGCUUCGAUAAGUUUAACAAUUAUGAUGUAGAUUCGUUGUUAGGAUCUUCAGCGGAGGAGGAUGAGGGUAAAAAUGAGGAGACAUCAGAUCAGACUGAAAAAGAAACUGAGAAUCAGGGCUCUGAUCAAGUCCCAGAUGAUCCAAGUGCCUCUUUACAUGAACCUGACACGACAUCUGAAUCAUCUUCAAAUGACCCAGAUACACCAGAUGCUGCUGAACAAGAUGGAGAUCACACAGAUCUUGAACCUGAAGGGCCAGAAACGGGUGAAACCAAAGACACUCCAGUGGAUCCUGCAGCCAAAGUUUCAGAGUCGGUCUCAAGUUCUGAGGGAGUCCAGAUCCCCGAGUUAAAAACCACUUUUGGAACAACUUUUGAUGCCGUCAUCUCUGAUGAAGAAAUCACCAAGAAAGUCACUCCAUAUGAAGAGGAGGACGGCGAGGAGGAUGAAACUCCUCCCACAGAUGAGACUGAUGAUGAUGAAGAAGGAACUCCUCUGAUCUCAUACUCCAAAGAGACGACAAACACUCCAGCCGAGGACUCGGUGAAAGUAUCUGAGGGGAAACAAAUCCCGGAGUUAAAAACCACGUUUGGGACGACUUUUGAUGCCGUCGUCUCUGAUGGAGAAAUCACCAAGAAAGUUACCCCACAUGAAGAGGAGGAGAGUGAAGACAUGGACGCUGCUCCUGAUGAAGAGGAUGUUAAUCUCAAAGAAGAAACUCCACUCCUGUCUUUCUCUGAAGACACCGGAAACACUCCUGCAUCUGAUUCAACCAGAGUAUCUGAAGGAACGCAAAUCCCUCGUUUGAAAACUACUCUAGCAACGACUUUUGAUGCCGUCGUCUCAGAUGGAGAAAUCACUCAGAAAACGACUCCAGAGGAAGAAGACCAGAGCCAGACAGUCGAGGAUCUGCCUGAAAACGACGACGAUGUCAAAGAUGAAACUCCACUUCUGUCGUUCUCUGAAGAUGGAUCUUAUACAGAAAACAUCUCAGAGGGAGUGAAGAUCCCCAGAGUGAAAACAAGCUAUGGAUCCACGAUGGACGCUGUCGUCUCUGAUGAAGAAGUCACCACAAAUGUUACACCGAAUGAGGAAGAGGAGGAAAGUGAAGAUACUGAGAGUCCUCCUGAUGAGGAAACUGAAGUUAGAGAUGAAACUCCACUGCUCUCCUCCUCCCAUGAGUCAGAAGAGUCUGUAGGAGCGUACACAGAAAAACUCUCUGUCGGAGCUCAGAUCCCAAAGUUAAAAACGAACCUCGGCUCCACUUUUGACGCUGUCGUUUCUGAUGAGGAAAGAACCAAGAAAACUUCUCCACAUGAGGAGGAGGAGGAGGAGGAGGAGGAGGAGGACAAUGAGAAGGCAGAUGAUCUUUCCUCUGAUAAGACAGAUGGUGAAGGAGGAACUCCACUUCUGUCCUUCUCUGAUCAACCUCCAAACACUCCAUCACCAGCUUCUCCUGAACAGGAUCAAAGUCCUUCAAGCACACAUGAGGAGAAUCCAGAGACAGCAGAGGAGAAGGGAAACAUCUGGACGACAUUUGGAGAUGCUGUUUUUUCAGUUGUUACUGGAGGAGAGAGGACAGAAGGAGAUUUCAGUUCAGAGGAAGAUGACGACGACGACGAUGAAGAAGAGAAAGAAGACACUGUUUCAGGAACUCCCCAGACAAAGGAAAAACCAGUCGUAAUGAGAGCAUCAAAAGACCAGUAUGCAGAUGAUGUUCCUCACCAUCUUCUCAGUAAGAAAGCUGAAUUAGCAGAUGACCAUGAUGACGAAGAUGAUGGAGAAGUGGUCGGGCCUGAGGAAGCUGGGAAGGAAACCUUAAAACCGACGGAUGAGCCGAUUCAGCAUCAAACAGAAGAGAAAACACCAGAGGAUCCAGAAACCAAAGAUGAUCGUCCUGCUGUUCCUGCAGCUCCAACAUCAGAUACUGGAAAACAGAACCAGCCUGAAGAGAAGAAGAAGGAGGAGGACUUGAAGGUCAAGGUUGUCAGUCAAGAAUCUGACAUUCCUAAAACUGAAAAGAGUCAAGAAAAGCCAUCAAAGACUUCAGAAGUCCACGACAAAGAGAAGAUGGUGGCUGACAGCCUCCCUAAUGAGACGUAUAAACGAGUGAUGACAGAGAGUGAAGACAUCCAUCCACGGUUAUCAGAACCAGAGGAGGAUGAUGAUGAUGAUGAUGAAGAGGGUUUAGAGGAACUUUUCCCAGAUAUGAAAGAAGAAGAGGACGAUCCAGAGGUGUUGGAGUUGGACGAGGAACUUCUUGAAGAUGAAAACGCACGUUCUUCCCCGGAGCCGGAGUACAGCGACAGCAUCAUGAGACUCACUCUUCUCCGCCAACACUUGGCAGAGGAGAAAAUGGAGAAGGUCCUGAAGCUUCUGGGGCUGAAGAAUCUCUUCAAAGUGGAGGCCAUGUUCUCCGACAUGGACACAGAAAUGAAGGCGACUCGUCUUUCACUUCAGAGUAACACUCAAGAGAUCGAGAGCACGCUGGAGGGCAUCCUGGAAGCUUCUGAGAACACAAUCCUGGACGAGAUCGAGAAGAUGCUGGACAGCCGCAACACGAAACACAACGACGAGCACGCGGACACGAGCGGUCUGGAUGAAGAGACGGAAAUACUGGACGAUUUCCAGGAGCUGGCAUUCAGUUUACGACAGAAGUAUUCGACAGCCAGCGACAGCACGCCUUUGGCGGUUGAAAAAACAGCAGAUACUGACAAAGGUGAGUUUGGAGUUUGUGGUUCUGACAGCUGCAGAAUUCUGACCCUGUUUUAGCUGCUGAGAUCGGACCAUCAGCAUCUGGUGCGCAGAGAAAAUGAGUCCAGACUUUUUCAGGAACAGCUGUUCUCCAGGCGCCGCUGAGAUGAGAGUCGAGUUAUUUUAACAGGAUCAAUCUUAUAACAUAAUAGGGAUCUGAAGUGAAUAUUGUGAUAUUUAUUGUUAAACAAAGAACCUGUUUUCAUUUCUGUUUUUCAUCUUUUUUGUUGUAGAUGAACUUCACAAACACGACAUGACUGAAGAAGACAACAUGGUCAAUGUCUCUGUGGCUGAAAGUGACGAUAACCUCACAGAUACGGACCAUGUGAAAAGGCCGGCGGACACCACAGAAGAUCAGGUGGUUUGGGAUGACAUACACAGUGGACCAGACGUCAACAUGCAGGAAGACAGCGGACAUUUUAAUAAGAACAAAGACAACAAGCCGAGCUUCAGCGUCUCAGAAGAAAUGCAGAGAGUUCCUCAAGACACCCUGGAAAACCCUCUGGACAUGGGCCUCGGUGUGGAGGUCGAGCAUUCGUCCUCUGGUUCCUCAGGUAAUGAUCAAUAAAUAAAACAUCACUGAUCACUGUCAUACCAUAUAGUAGUAUAAUCUCUGUUAUAUCCCAGUAUGAUACUCUAUAUCCCUAAUACUCCUAUAAUACUGACAUUUUCUAUUCAUCAGCGCUCAGUGCUCAGAAGCUUCUUAAACUCAGGAUCACAGAUCAUGUUUGCUUCAGUCUUAACUAACUGUGAUAAAACAUGAAAAUGCACUAAUUUGGUAUUUUUUCUUCUUCUAGGAUCUUUAGACUCUGUGGACCCAGUUUCCAAAGUUAAUGAUGAAGAGGGAUUAAUGUCAACAGGAGUUGUUUACAUGAGCUGCAUCCUUUCAAUGAUGACGACAAAAUUUACCGAGUGGACCACAGUGGUAAGUCUCUAAAAUCAGAGCUCUUUUGAUGAACUAAAUUCUUCUUGUUACCUGAACUGUGUGUGUUAUAGAAAUCCUUUUAUACAACCUAUACAAGUGUUUUGGAUUUCUCUCAGAAUUACACUUCCACCUUAAUCAGUACCUCCAAACCACUGGGCUGUGGACCACUAAAACUCCCUCCCUCCUCCUAAAGUAAAUUUAAUUGGAAAUACUUUUUAUUUUUGUCAUUUUUACUUAUAAUGCAGAAAUAUGUCAUCAAAGUUUCUGUACUUUUAGUAGGUUACAAUAGCUCAGUUCUCUUUCCCACCCAGGAGAGGUAUUUCUGUUCAUAUCAGCCUCUCAUAGCAGCUACAAACUCCUUACAAUCCCUUUAAGUUGAAAGUAACAAUAAACAUACUCUUCAUGUCUGACUAACAUUUCUUUUCCUCUGUCGUUACUCUUUAAAAAAUAACAUGAAUAACACUCAACAUUAAAGGAAUAUUCCGGUGUAAAAUUAAUUCAGGGUCGAACACACCGUAACACCAGAGAUGAAUGUUGCCGACCGCUUGCUUCUCUAGUUAUACCAACUUUAGUAACGACCGCAGGAUAGAAAUACAGAGAGUCACGCUCUCAACCAAAACACCACUCUAUAGCCACAAAUAAUGCUCAGAACAGCACCUAACUUCAUCAACAGGACAUAUAGGGUCACAGACAUAGUACUAGACACCAAACAUCUUUUUAACUUUGACUCAUUUCUUUAGCAAAGAGACUAAACACAACUCACCUACUCUCUUCCAGCAGACGCUUGUUUGUAGCAAGACCUCAGGCUAGUCCAUUAUGGACUACAGUGGGGUGACACAGCUCAAGGAAGAACAUUUAUGAUCAUUUCUUUAUCAUUUCCUCAAAGUAAUAAUCAUCAUAUUAAUCAUUUUGCUCUGUAGACGCGGUAGUUCUUCUGCCUUAGCGUCUCGGUCUGAUUGUAUUUCCAUGAAAAAAUGUUCUUUCUUGAGCUGCGGCACCCCGCUGUAGUCCGUAAUGGUAAAAACAAUACUGUUGAUGAAGCUAAGUGCUGUUCUGAGCAUGCGGUUGUGGCUAUAUAGUGGCGUUUUGGUUGAGUCUGUGUAUUGCUAUCCUGCGGUCAUUACUAAAGUUGGUAUAACUAGAGAAGCAAGCGGUCGACAACAUUCAUCUCUCAAGGGGGUGUCUUAACUUGGUGUGUUUGACCCUUAAUUAAUUUUACGUCGGAAUAUCCCUUUAAAGGCAGUUCUAAGACUGUUGAAUUCACGGUUUAAGCUUAUUUGAGUUAGCAGUUUUUUAAAGGGGACCUUGUAAUCAUUGAUAACUCCAGAUUCCGUAGUUCCCCUAAACGCAGCACGGCCCUCCCUCCGUCUUGUUGACGGUUAGACUGAAGUUCAGAUCAGCCGGUGUCGACCUGUCUGCUCUCAGAACCGUUCGGCCUUAUUCUGACAUGAGGUGGUGGACUAAAACCGUAACAUGGACUCUCCUUCUCCAAGUUCUCCAAGGAUCUAACCGUCUUUGUUUGUCCGGGGUUUGAAGCUCCAGCUCGGCUAACGUCUCCUCUGAUGAUCCGCUGAUCCGUGAAGGCGGCUCGACGGCUCAGUCCAAAUCAUCGAAACCGAAGAUUAAACCUGAAACCCGUCCGUUAAACAGGACAAUGUCGGUGUUUUAACGUGUUUAUAGUUUAAUUUUUAACGCUAGCUAAAGGCUAACAGUAUACACAGAGAUAAGGCUGAAGCUAACGGUUAGGAGCUAACAGGCUAAUAUCUGUCAAAGUCCCUUUUUUAAGCUAGUUCCGCACUUGUUCUGUCAAAGACCUUCAUGGAGACUGAUCUCGGACCCAGACCUCUCAUGGAGCCCGAUCAUGUUUACGUGUUUUUUCUAAAGCAGCUUCAACAUGUGAGUGAAACCUGAAGUUAGUGUCUGAUAUCUGCUGACGUGGAUCAAACUCACCUCAACUUCUCCUCUCCUCCUCAGGUUAUCUCAGCUGUUUUUGUUACAGGUGUGUCAGACUGUAAACACAGGUGUUUAUAAAGAGGGUCAUUUUAAUCCAUUCAGAUCCAGCAGGGUCACAGAGUCCGGUCUUUGUGCUUUCAUGGAGGAAAAACUGCUGAAGCAUCUUAAUCCCUCAGGCUACAUGAGAUCAUGACAACACUGUGUGUGUUUCUUAGAUUUUAAAGGAAAGAUGUGAGGAAAUUAUUAACGCAGCACGAGGUGAAGGUUUUUAUAAAAGACAGAAACAGAGAAGAGCUUUUAAAGGAAAUGUUUAGAGGUCAAAAGAGCUUCAGAAACACUUGUAGUUCAGGAAAACAGCUUUAUUAGACCGACGCGUUUCAUCAGAGUCAUCAGAGAUGUAUUAAAAACAACACUUAGAUUAGUGGAACAUCAGUUUGGCUGAUUCAAUCUUCCCCAAUUUCAAACCUACCUUGUCUAUUUGUGUGUCCCAAAUCGCAUACUUCCAUACUAAAUACUUAAAAUUUUGAGUAUACUCACGAAAAAUGGAAAAAAAGUAUGGAUAGUAUGCGAAAUUUGAGGUUGCAAAAGUACCCGGAUGACGUACUCAAAUCGGUCAAGAUUUUGAGUAUCCGACUGUGGACACUCGCCCAAACUCAUUUCAUCGGUAAGAAUGGCUGCGGACGGCUGUGGUGUCAGUGGAAGAAAGAAAUCGCGUUGUCAUUUCCAGUGAGUGCGCCGCGAGGCAGUAAGCAAUUUCCCGAAUCGCAUGUUUUCUAUACUAAACAUACUAUAUUUGAAAACUGUUAAGUAUUUAGUAUGGAAGUAUGCGAUUUGGGACACACCACAAGUGUUUUUAAUACAUUUCUGAUGACUCUGAUGAAACAUGUCGGUCUAAUAAAGCUGUUUUCCUGAACUACAAGUGUUUCUGGAGCUCUUUUGGCCUCUAAACAUUUACUUUAAAAGCUCUUCUCUGUUUAUGUCUUUUCUAAAAGCCUCUUCCUCGUGCUGCAUUAAUAAUUUCCACACGCCUUUAAAAACCAAGAAACACACACAGUGUUGUCAUGAUCUCAUGUAGCCUGAAGGAUUAAGCUUGUGGUCUUCGUCAGAGUCAUCAGAAAUGUAUUAAAAACAACACUUAGAUAGGGAAGGUUUGAAAUAUGGGAAGAUUGAAUCAGACCUACCGUAUCUAAGUGUUGUUUUUAACACAUUUCUGACGACCCUGAUGAAACGUGUCGGUCACUUAAGCUGUUUUCUUUCAGAUUCUUUUUCUCCAAUCAUCUUAGAAGUUGGUGAAGUUGUGUCAGAAUUUUUGUCAUUUUAAAGGAAAUGUUUAAAAAUCAUUAAAUGGGAGAGAGCGGAGAGUUUGAGCCGACCUGUGUUUUAUUUAGCGAGUCUGUUUCAGGUGAAAACUGCUUCUCCAUGUUCUGGUUCUGACUCGGAGUCCUGUCCUCGAACAGCGCUCUGUUGAUCCGUCUGUACUUCACGAGGAGAUCAGUUUUGUGUUCUGGACCUGAACCAGUCAGUGUAAUUUUAGACCAGAGCUGCAUUAGAUUUGCAGACGUACCUGUGAGCUCCUGACUGAACGGCCUCAUGGUCAGGUCAAAGGUCACCUCUCAGUAUGACUGCGCAUUUCUGAAGCGGUUAGAUUACAGUUCAGUCUGACUGUUGAUAUGAGAGGUACACACAGCUGUGGUGUCACACCUCAGACUGUAAAAGACCGUUAAAUAAAUCAGUAUUAUGUCAUUUCCUCUCAUGUUUUCAUGCUGCAUGUUCAACAACGGAUGUUUGAUUACAGGAAGAUUGAGAAAUAACCGACUUUAUUUUAUCUGUACGUCUGUUUUAUGUGGUUUUUUGGGACAUUAUAAAAGCUGAAGGUGACUGCAUACAGUUAGUACGGUGGCCAAGAACCGCCACUGCUGAAAAUAAAAAAGAAUGCAAAAAAAAGAAGUUACAACGGAAGUUACCGGUGAAAAAAUUAAGGAACCGAAGCCUGCUGUAAAUUAAAAAUACAGUGCAGAUUUUUAGAAAAAGCCACAACAGAAGUUAAUGAUGCAAAAAAAGUGGUGAUUCCAAAAAAAAAAAAAAAAAAAGUUACUUGCUGCAAAAACAAAAGGAUGCAAAUAAAAACAGCCACCAAGAUUGAAAAAAAAACGAGGGGUAUAAAAAAUAACCUUUCCACGAACUUCUUUGUUCGUCUUCUCACCGUUUUUUCUGUGCCUAGAUCGUAAAACACCGGUGCAUCAACAUUAUUGGUCCCCGGCAGCUCACUUCUGUUGUGGCUUUUUUAUUUGCAUCCUUUUAUUUUUACAGUAAGUCACUUUUUUUUGCAUCACCGAUUUUUUUUUUUUGUGUCGUUAACUUCCAUUGUGGCUUUUUCGGAUCUGCACCAUUUCUUUUUUUUUGCAUCAGUAACUUCCACUGUGACUUCCUUUUUUUUCAUUCUUUUUUAUCUGCAGCAGUGGCCGUUCUCGGCCUCCGUAGCACAGAGUUACAGUCUCUCUUCAUUGUUGGUGGUCUGUAAAUCGGGGGAGGGGCUCUGCUGUGAGGAUGAACCUCCCUGAUUGUUCCUCUUUGAUAAUUAUUAACCGGCCUUUUGUCAUGACUGAUAAUCACUCUGUUACUGUUCAUGGAUGUCAGGAGAAACCCCUCUUAGUUGGUGUUAUUUAACAAACUCGAUGGUCCUCAGUCUGUACACGAUCGCUCUUCUUUAACGCUCUUUUACUCUUUAUUUCUUUAGAUGAUUUCUCUGCUGCCUGAUGACUGGAAACCUGGAGAAACUUUGUACGGCUGUCCUUGGCAGGCUGUUGUCACCACGGCUGUGAUUGGAGUGCUGACCUUUACCCUCUUCUUUUGGAGGACCGUGUUGGCUGUAAGUCUUUUACUACAGCUUCUCUCCUGGCUGCAUGAAUAAUAAGUUAUUAUGUUAGCUUAAAAGCUUAGACCGAAUAACUCCAGUCUGCUCGGAUCAACACGACGUUUACUGAUCACGUUUCUAAACCUUUUCAGGUGAAGAAGAAACAGUUUCUGGGUAAGUCUGCUCAGAUUCUCACCUUUUUAAAACACAGAAAUGUCAAAUGUGACUCGCUGUGUAAUACUCGUGUCAUUAUUUUUGUGUACAGUGGAUGAAAAAAAGCUUUCAGAGCAAAUUCAGGCGUUCAGAAAAGAGAAGGAGGAUGCCCUCACCAGAAUGUCCGAGCUCCAAAAACAGGUGAGCAGCGACAGAAACGUCAACAAAACUCCGACACGCCACUCUGAAACCGUCUCUAAUGUUUGAUUUUUGAUUUUUCAGACUGAACGGCUGAAGGAGAAACAAAAACAGUCCAAGGAGGAGGUCAGCUGUUCUGUGAAGAGAGUCCAAGACCUGGAGGUGAGGAACAAAGAUUACAGUGUUUGUAUUUAUUUGUGAAAGGAAGAAGCUGCUCCAUCUUACCGUCUUUGUCUUUCAGAGUAAAGUUCUGGAGGCUGAAAAACGAAAUGAACGAAUCGCCGAAGAAAAGAACAAAUACGCCAAACUUCUCCAAGAGGAGCAGGAGAACUCUCAGCGGAACGGAACACGAGUGAGUGUCGAUAUUUCUCCUCUUUAUCUCCUCCGACUUUGGUUCACAUCUCAGAUUCAGGAAACGAAACUGUUUCUUCAACAGAUCGAAAAAUUAGAGAAGGCGAACGAGAAGCUGCAGCUCAGCAGGAAGAAGAUUCAGGACGUUCUCGCUAAGGUACCGGUCCUCGAUUGUACCGCUUGUACAGAGUCUGUUCUUCCCUAUAACCUCCUAGAUUAACUUGAUGUGUUUCCUGCAGACCACCGUGCUCCUCGAUGAGGCUAAAAUCCGUGAAGAUGCUCGAAACGCUCAUCAGAAAUCUCUGGAGAAGGAUUUUACUGCACUGAAAGAAGAAAACAAAACAGUGAGAAGACUUCUCUGCGUGUUUGGAUGUUCUUAUGAUCUCUAAAACGUCUAGAUCGAAGGUUAGAUUCUGUUCCUCUGACGGUUUCUCCUCUUCUCGCAGCUCAAAGCGAACAUCAAGUCCUGGGAGGAGAAACACAAGGAGCUGAAUGAGCAGAUCAAAGUCUACCAGAAGUCCCAGAAGGAGCUGGAGGACUCGGUGGUGCUGAAAGAUCACAACGUGGAGGUCUGGACUUUCUCUCUGAUUCUCUUUUCAGCUUCAGAUGUUUCUUCUUAAAGUGAAUCAGGUUCUGACCUGGUCUCCCUGCAGGUCCUCUCUGAACUCCUGGCAGACCUGGACGCCUGCGACUCCCAGAAAGGAGACGCCAAAGUAUUAGCCAACGGAGAAGUCGCUCCUGGUUUGUUCGACACUUUCUUCAGUGUAGAGAUUAAAAAAACAACCACAUGAUGCAUAGAUGUAGUCUUCAUAGAUGCUUCUUAACGGGUCGUUUAUGAACUUUUCCAGAUAAGAAGACCGCCAUAAAGAACCGGAUCAAACAGAUGAUGGACGUUUCUCGGGUAUGACGUGACCAGAUGGCGUUUAAAACACAAAUACUGAAUCUAGACGAUCUCUCCUUAUUAACAUAAAUAUCUUUUAGGUCCAGACAACUCUGGCUGUCGUGGAAGAAGAGCGAGAUCGCUUCAUGUCCAAACUGAUGAACGAAGAGAAGAGCAGGAAAUCACUGGAAGGUAUUUUCAGUCCUGAUGGAUUCAGAAAAAAGAGUUUUUUAAAAAGUCAGGAAGGAAAAACUGAAUAAAUGUUUCUGACGACAGAGCAACACCAAGAGCUGGAGCAUUCCAUCGCAACGCUUAAAAGUGAGAAGAGCCACGUGGAGAACCAGUUCAAGAUCCUCCAGCAGAAGAACGAGAUCAUGGUGGAGAUGUAUCAGCAGAAGGAGAACGCUCUGCAGCAGUGAGUGACGCUCUUUUUAGGAGUUUGUAAAGUUCUGUUCAGUCUGCAGCUCGUCAAACGUUCGUCUGGUCUGACAGGAAACUCACGAAGGAGGAGCUGGAGCGCCGCAGCAAAGAGAGCAUGCUGUCCGAGGUGGGAGGGAAAGCCGUGGAGGCGGAGGAGCAGGUCAAAGUCUUACGGCAACGCAUCAAUGAGAUGGAGGAGCAGAUGAAGAAGACGGAGGUGGUCUACAAAGAACAGGUAGACCUGAUGGGACUCUGUGAGCCGGUACAGUCUCUGAUCCUGAGGAAACCUUGAGUUUUAACUGAUUUUAUAUCUGCUCCGUCUGUUUCAGAUAAAAGAACAAGAGAACAAAACUCACUCCAACUGGGUACGUCUUAUCAUCACGUGGUUUUUAAAGAUGGCGGUCAUGAGCAGAGGGGUUAAAUUUCUCUGUUUUCAUCUUUGCAGGUGAACGCUCGAAACGCAGAGCGAGCGCUGAAUCAGGAGAAGCUGGAAUCAUCGAAGCUCAAAGAAAAGUGAGUGAAGGAAACGCUGAGCAGAUGUUUUUGAGUUUGUUUGUUCGUUUAGUUCUUAGAAAGAGGAACUCCACAUCGUCCGACUUUAAUAAAUCAGAGAUAAAAACCUUCGUUCACGUUCAGCUGAUGUUUUUCUGACCUUCUCGCAGACUCGCCGUGCUGACCUCCCAGCUGAACGAGCGCCGCGCUCCUCUCUUCAGACCGAACUCGGGUCAGCCUUCAGGUCCUCGCCAAGGUAAGGAGCUCUCUCAGAUGUUCGCUGAUGUUCUGGACCUUCAGAGGAGGGUUUCCUCUGAUGAAGUCCUGCAUGUCUCUGUUGUGUUAGAUUUGUGGGCAGUUGUGUAGUUGUGUGUUUGUGUGUGUUUGUGUUUGUUGAUGCGGACUCUCUCUGAACCUGAACCAGGACUUCCUCUCUGCAUAGAUGUUGGGUUUUUGCUGUUUCUUUCUGCUCCUUUGGUAAACGGAUGGUUUGAUCAUGACAGGUGACUCAUACGGGCCCUCCCCUGUGAGUGGGGGUGCUCCCUCUCCUCCCAUAAUGAUAGAGGGUCCCAGGCGCCCCCCCUCUGCCCCCGUGGGGCGAAGAAUUGACCCGUACGGUGAGUCCCGGUGGUUUUCCGGUCGGACCUCCUGUGAUCCUUUUCCUCCUGACUCCACUCCUCCUUCAGCUCCUCCACCUUCUCCUUCAGUUUUCCUCCUUUUGUUUCUCCUCAGUGUUUCUCACGUCCUUCAUCUUCUUCUUGGUUCUUCUGUUUGAAGCUUCUUUGUCAUGUUCUUGUUUGUUUGAUCAGAAAUGUUCUUAUUUUGACAGACUUGUGUUCCUGUUGAAUCCUCUUUGUUUCUUAAAGCCCCUAAAAACACAUCAGCUAACAUUAAAAUAUUAUUAUGAUUAUUAUAAAUCGAUUAUAAAUCUAAAAAAGUCAUUGAAAGAUCGAUAAUUAAAUUAUAUUCAUGAUCCUAUUAAACUGUUUUGUCCUAAAAACUUCAUAAAAAGACGUUUUUUGGGGUUUUAAAGUGAUCCACGACACUUUCAUCCUCCACUGUUGUCCUCAAAGACCAAGUCUACGUUCACGCUGCAGGUUCUGAUGAACAAUUCAGAUUUUUUAUUUAUCCGAUCUUUUUGUGCGUUCGUUCACAUGUGUCCGUGAAGUGACCCGCAUGCUCACAAAGCACAUAUCGCUCUCCGUGCCUGUUUGUGUUGAACAACGGUGACGUUUGUCGCAUAUUGAUGACGUAAAGGAUCGGCUGAACGGAUCAGAACCAAUCAGAAUUGACCUGUUCACACUUAGAUGAGAAAAUCAGACAUGAGUCACAGAUGGUUAAAACAUCAGAACUGACCUGCAGUCUGAACACAGACUAAGUGGACCGGUCUUUGUCCUCAUUAUGACUUGGUUCCUCCUGAAAGUUGAAGGUCCAGUCUUGAAGGAUCUCCUUCCUCAUCAUGUCCACUCUCUUCCUCUCGUAGGUCCUCGACCUCCAUCAGACCCUCACGGUCGUUACGCUGAGAACAAACACAUCUCUGGGAUGGGUACGUCUUCAUGAGUCUUUGUCAUAUCAGGAGGUCUCCUUCACUGAAACUUUGGUCCAACUCCUCUGUUUCUUCUCUUUCAGACAUGAUGGGCCCUCGCAGCUCCUCGCCCGCCAACAUGGACGGAUCUGUAAGUCUUUAAAUCUGAUCAGAGUCAGGUUUUCACCUCCUCCCUGAACUCCCGCCUUCAUUCCCUCCGUGUCUGCUCUUACUUGAAAACAGACACAGGCAGUAGAUCCUCAGAUAAAAGCCGAGACUAAGGCUGAGGACUCCAAAGACAGUCCAGAGCCUGUGAGUAUAGAUCUGGUUCAGGUCCAGGUGUGACGGUGUGUGCCAGGAUCUGGAUCAGGGGAGACCUUUAGUUUCACGGGGGCUGACUAAACUUUGUGGGCUGAGUGUGGAGACAGGUUUUUUCUCACAGCAUGGAGGACCCGGGUCACAGAACCAGAACUUAGACUCUAAUGUGUGUUUGAUCAAAUCUGGAUCUGUGACGGUCUGAGGAUCACAAGGGUCCGGUUUAGUCCUCAUCCUAAUCAUCCUGGUGUGUGGUUCCUGGUCAUGUGAUUGGUCACUAAAUGCACUUCCUGUUGGCGGUGAAAUUUGUGGAUUUUUUUGAUGCACGUCUAAAAUCAGAGUCCUUCUUCUCACUGACCCGGUUGAGUCUAAAAACCCGGUCCAGGACUUGUUCUGACUGUCUGUCUGUUUUCAGGGUCCUGGAUCCUUCCUAGUAUCUCCAAUCAGGGACUCACCAGGUCCCAUGGUCCAAGGACCCCCACCUGGCCCUGGACCGCAUGACCAGAUCCUCCCUCCUGGACCCCACAGCCGUCUCCCUCCUCCUGGUCCUUACAGACCUCCACGACCAGGUCCCUACCACCUCCCACCAGGACCUCAUGGUCCUCCCCCUCCUAAUGUACCUCCUCUUCAUGGGCCUCCACUACCAGCCAAUGGGCACCCGGGCAUGCCUAUGCCUGGACCAAUGGGAGGGGAGUAUGGACCCCGGCCCACCAAUGGACAUGUGUUCCUUCCCAGGCCAGGUCCUGGACUCGUCAUGGAUCCUCGGGGUCCUCCACCGCCACAGUUCCGUCCUCCUCCUCAUCACUUUGGACCGAUGCCUCCGCCACACGGUGGGUCGUCCUCUCUGGGACUUAAAGACUUAGUUUAUGUUUGGACCUUUAUGUGUGACUCUGCAGAAGACAGUGAUCCGGUUUCUCCCUCAUCUGGGUGUCACCAUAAAAUCAGAUCAAUAAUAAUAAUGAUAAGAAGAAGAAGAAGAAGCAGAUGAUAAUAAUAAUGAUAAUAAUAGUUAAAUAAUGAUAUUAAUAAUAAUAAUGAUAAUAAUGACCUGACUAUUUCCUGAAAACUGUAGAUGUAGACCCGUACCUUCAGACCGGAGAGUUUUGAUCUUUUUCGUGGACUUGGAUGUUUUCUGGCGUCUCACUCGUGUUUCUUUCCAACUGUUGUUCCAGGUAUCCGGGGACCGAUGGGGCCCCGUCCACCCAUCCCUCCUGACAUGCGCUUCCCAGGCCCACGUGACCCCAACGGCCCCCCAAUGAACCUGCCUACAGGUAUCCCUCCCCACCCUGCACAUCACGGAGAUCCUUACGGUCAGGCUCCGCCCGAUGCCCUCCAGAACUCAGCGGGUGCUCACAGCGGCCCCGGUCAGGGUCCGAAUGUGAAGCAGGAGGCCCCUCAGGACUCAGGGAGGCCAGCAAUGGUCAAGCCUUAAACGUGCCAGCAGCUCUGGCAGAGGACUUGAACUUCCCCCGAACCCAUUUCCAACCCCGAUCCAGUCCAAGCAUAGGUCAUGAUUAUUUUCAUACUUAAUAAAAAAAACUGCAAAGGUGUUUGUCUUAAAGAAAAAACCACGGUCCUGAAAUUAAAGCAGCAUCAAUCAUUCUGUGUCUGAAAUCUGCAAGUUUGAAGGGUGACCACUUUUAUAAACAGCUUCUUCUUGUGCAAUAAUAAUGAUAAUAAUGAUAAUAAUUCAGUUUACGCCGGAGGAACUUCAUCUUUGUUGAUCUUCACAAAAAAAUAUCGCUUUGAUUUUUAAGGGGCAAAUUUUUUAACGUCAUUUCCUGUGGAAAUUAUUUUAAAAAAAGGAGGAAAGUUUUAGCUUUUAGCAUUUCAUCAUUUCCAUCAUCAUCACCCCAAAGCUGUUGCUUCAGAGCCAACUGUAAAGCAAAUGUGUAAUUUGAUGGCCAGAUGUAUAACUUAUUUUACUAUAUUGGUAGAACUUUUAUUAAUAAAGAAUGUAAAAGCUGA
Xyrichtys novacula (pearly razorfish) is the source of this 16951-nucleotide messenger RNA. Lineage: Eukaryota; Metazoa; Chordata; Actinopteri; Labriformes; Labridae. The record is from the annotation of a GenBank genome assembly.